Molecule: messenger RNA, 2132 nt
Organism: Oldenlandia corymbosa var. corymbosa
Lineage: Eukaryota; Viridiplantae; Streptophyta; Magnoliopsida; Gentianales; Rubiaceae
Source: the annotation of a GenBank genome assembly
ACAAUUUGGAAAGUUCCCCCUCACCCCAGAAGAAGAACACACAGUCACACACUUGAUCACUAAUCUCUGCAAAGAAUUCCUCUCUGAUCCAGAAAUCAAUGUCUUGUUCCACAAGCUAUGCUCCACUUCCGAGUUUCAUUUCUAGCACCGCCGCCGGCAGAGGUUUAUCCCCACGGUUCCCCGCCGGGAGGCGUUUCUCUUCAUCCCCAAAUGCCGGAAAAAAUUCUGCAUUAUCCAAACAGCGCCGGAGGUGUGUGACGGUGAACGCGAAAUCGGGACGGAAAACGGCAUUGGAGUAUAGGAAACUCGGUGACUCUGACCUCGUCAUCAGUGAAAUCACACUUGGAACUAUGACAUUUGGGCAGCAGAAUACUGAGAGUGAAGCUCAUGACAUUCUCAAUUACGCAUUCGAGCAGGGAAUUAACAUUCUGGAUACUGCUGAGGCUGUAAGUCUUCUUGUAACCUAACUAUUCACUCAAGAAGAAUUUCACCAACAGGAAGCUUUAGGAGUUAUCUCUACAGAACAAUGUGUUUUCCAUGCACUAUUUCAAAUGUAUAGUUAGAUAACGGCCUAAUCUGUGACCAUAGCUUCGUUGCUUUCAAAUAAACUAAAUUCAGUUGGAAGUAUUGAACUUAAUUAUGAUAGUACAGAUAGUACAGAUUCUUUUCUGCAAUUAGUUUCCUUUCAAACUUGUUUUCUCAUCAGUUGAUGUGGUUCUAUUUUCUUUCUUUCUUUCUUUCUUUUUUUUUUUUUAAAUGGAUUGUGGUGGAAUUAGAAGGUUUCUAUAGUAAAGAGAAUGUGCUCUUUCAAGCAGUGUUUUUAAUAGUUUGUUUCCUUUCUUGCUCCAUUGUCCAGCUAAAGAUCUUAGCUUUCUUUCUAACUUGUGGAUUCAUGGAUUUAUUUCAUGUUAAUCAUCACCAAAGUACCCGAUCCCAAUGAGCAAAGAGACGCAAGGGCGCACAGAUCGAUACAUAGGUAGUUGGCUUAAGUCUCAACCCCGUGACAAGGUUAUUGUGGCCACUAAAGUUGCUGGUUAUUCAGAGCGGUCUUCCUAUUUGCGGGACAAUGCAAAAGUUUUGCGUGUUGAUGCUGCUAAUAUUAAGGAAAGUGUGGAAAAGAGUCUUCAACGUUUAGGUACCGAUUACAUUGACUUGCUCCAAAUACAUUGGCCGGACCGCUAUGUUGCACUGUUUGGGGAAUUCUUCUAUGAUCCUUCAAAAUGGAGACCAAGUGUUCCAUUUGAUGAACAACUACUGGCCUUCAAGGAACUGAUUGAUGAAGGGAAGGUUCGGUACAUUGGCGUUUCAAAUGAAACUUCAUAUGGAGUAAUGGAAUUUAUUCACGCCGCUAAAGUAAAAGGACUACCAAAGAUUGUCAGUAUUCAAAACAGCUACAGCCUCCUUGUUAGAUGUAAAUUUGAGGUUGACCUUGUUGAAGUAUGUCAUCCAAACAACUGCAAUAUCGGAUUGCUUGCUUACUCUCCACUUGGUGGUGGAGCUCUGAGUGGAAAAUACUUGGAUAUUGACUCUGAGGCUGCUCGAAAGGGAAGACUGAACCUGUUCCCUGGAUAUAUGGAGAGAUACAACAAAUCCAUCGCGAGGGAAGCAACAAUAGAAUAUGCAGGAGUGGCCAAGAAGCACGGGCUUACCCUCGUAGAGUUGGCCCUUGCAUUUGCUCGAGACAGACCAUUUAUGACAAGUUCCAUCAUCGGUGCAACUUCAGUGGAUCAAUUAAAAGAAGACAUUGAUGCAUUUUUGAAUGUCGAACGUCCUUUGCCAGCCGAAAUUAUGGCUGACAUCGAAACCGUGUUCAAACGAUACAAAGAUCCAGCAAUACUAUAGAAGACAAUUCAACGCCACAAAUUUUGUACUUCUCCUGUUAGUAACUUUUACAUGUAGUUUUAUCAUGAAUAAGAUUAUGAACUAUCGAAGAACAUCCAUGGGACAGUUUCCUUGAAGCUUCUUCUUGGAUGAAAUAGAGUCAACCUGACAAUGGUCUGGGCUUUGGUUUUUUUGCGUUAUAAUUUAAGAAUCUUCUAUUGUUGUAUAUAUAUAUAUAUACUUACAGUCUACUACUAAUUAUUGAUUUGUAAGACAUCUUCCGCCCUAAAAUAAGAGUCACUUUAUUGUAU